AUGCGCGCUUACACGAUUGUAGCCGCUGUGAUCUUGGCCAUUGUGUAUGUCCAUGCUCAAACACCUAAGAGUAAAUUCGAUUCCAAAGCCAAGAGCUUGGGUAUAGCCUUCCUUACUGUGGCAGAAAUUGCUAAAUUUACUGAUUGCAUAGAUGACGAGUUCUACAACGAAGCCACUAUAGACAAAGUAGCCGACCAAUGUAUCCCAUGUGCGUUGAAUUGUGUCCCUAUGAGCAAAUAUACGACUCUCAUGGGUAUGAUGACCAAAAUGGACAAAUGUAUGGAGAAGGAAAAGCAGACUACGUUGAAACUUAUCGACAAAAUUAUGCCACCAGCAAAGACCGUUCUUACAAAAGCCUAUGAUGCGAUCAUGACGGAUGUGAAAAAGGCAAAGAAAAAUGGUAAAAAGAAGGCCGCUGUGCUGGACAAGGGAUAUGAAACGGCAGCUGCAGUAACGACCAAGGCACUCAUCCAACAAUUGUGUAAAAAGCUAUAUGACAAAAUUACCAAACUUGAAUGGGACUGCUUCAAACAACAUGCUGAUGCUCUCAUCACUUUCAAAAACUACAACUGUUCAACAUGGGAAAAGAAAAAGUAG
This is a messenger RNA of Cylicocyclus nassatus, 597 nucleotides long. The record is from the annotation of a GenBank genome assembly. Lineage: Eukaryota; Metazoa; Nematoda; Chromadorea; Rhabditida; Strongylidae.